GCGGGUCCGAGGGAGCGAGCCGCCAGGCGGUGCUGAGGGAUGUAGCGCUCGGGGAAACCAAAAUGAUGGUCCAACACACCGGCCAGGUGUCUGCAUUAGAAGUCAGCGCCUCCGCAAUUGUUCCCACCUUGUCUCCUGCAGGGUCACUGGGGUUUGAUGAUUUCACAAAUUUAACCCCACUGGUGAAAGAGGAACUUAGAUUCGCCAUCCAAAACAAACGUCAGUCCCACAGGAUGUCUUCUACUUUGGAUACGGUGACAGUGUCCGAAAGGCCGAUGGAAACAUCAAUCAUGAAAACAGAGUUUUCUCCUGAAGAGGAUGAAAGAAAAAAGCGAAGAAGGGAAAGGAACAAAAUUGCUGCUGCAAAGUGCCGAAACAAAAAGAAGGAAAAAACAGAAUGUUUGCAGAAAGAAUCAGAAAAGCUGGAAACUAUCAAUGCGGAAUUAAAAGCCCAGAUUGAAGAGCUAAAAAAUGAGAAGCAGCAUUUGAUAUACAUGCUAAAUCUUCACAGGCCCACCUGUAUAGUUCGGGCACAAAAUGGAAGGACACCUGAAGAUGAAAGGAAUCUUUUUAUUCAACAGAUCAAAGAAGGAACAUUACAAGGUUAAGUGAUAUGGCAAAUGUGGAAAUAUUUAUAGUAUGUUUUAACAACUAGAAGCAACAGAAUCCACAGAGGAUCUGACUUAUGUGUAGGAUUCUAUUAGUAAAGAGCGCUUAGGAAGGGCAGAUUGCUUUCUUAAGCAGGAAGAAUCAUUUUUGGCUUGUCAGAGAUUCUUCCCCUUGGAAGAUCUGGUCUCGGUCAAACUGAAGAGCCUUCUGCCUCAUAAUAGGUUUUGCACCUGUCAUACAUGCUGUUCCUAGGAGCUACAGACAACAGCUUCAGAAGAUUUAGCUCUCUGCUAGUAUACAGUAUCUGCACUCACGACGUUUGUGCUAGAACACUAUGACUUCGAUGAUGCACAUGGUACAUACAGCUGUGCUGGAUGGACACUACUUUUCCUUGUGGCUGUCAGGGAAAGCAGACAGAGUAUUUUUAAAGUUUUGUAGUUUCCAGGAGGAUGGUUUCUGGCAGAAUGUACUGAUACGUAAUUUUGCAUUCUAACCUAACACACACACACAAACACACAAAAAGCCUUUAGUUCCAGUUAAGCUUUGUAACUUUUUUCACAACACUUGUGUGGUUUUUUUCCUAUGACUCAUCUCAGAGACUGAAUGUGACAAGUCCUAGUAGGUGUGACAAAGAAAGGUUUCUUGCAAAAUAUCCAUGUAGCUAAGAUGAUAUUUUAGGAGCUGGAACCCCACCUGUUAUCCUUUGGGAAGUACAGUGUUUCCUCGCAUUCAGGAGAGAAUUUUGUACCAUCACUUGGCAACUGUGUGAAUUGGACCCACUGGAAAGACGGAAGUAGUGAUGAAGGGACUUUGAUAUGGUUUUGCCCAAGCAAAGAACUGCAGGACUGAAUCCCAGGUUCAUGAAUCAUGAAAAGUUUAAAGAAAACAAAAUCAUCUGGGAUCUAAUCUUACAAGCCUUAGCCCUCACUGACAGAAGAGGUUCCAUGGCCUGUAGUGAUCUGGUUAUACAGAUGGCUGUCAGGAGUAAGAUGUAGACAAAGCUUUUUCCGUCCUUGUCAGGAUUGCUUCUUUUUGCCAGAUGAUUCAGAGGGAAAAAUUAUGAUUGCAGCUACUUUUAUUUUAUGUUUGAGUGGUAACUACAGUCAAUCAAAAGUGUUACUUAGAAUCUAAAGGAGACAAGAGUUCUGAUGUAGUGAAUAAUUGUUCUCGUUUUUUAUUAAAUACUAACCUUAGAUGUUUCUGAACUGGUAGAAGAGCUGCUGGACAAUACAGUUGGAGCUACGAGUGUUUAAAUUCUGAUGUUUCUGUGAAAUUCUCAGAUUGUUUAAUCCAACAAAGUAUAUCCUUACAAUUUUUUUGUAAAAGAAAAUAUCCUUAUUUAUCACUAAUAUCAUAAUGAGUAAAGUUAAUAAAUACUGCAAGCAAGAUAAAACUGAAAA
Molecule: messenger RNA, 2009 nt
Organism: Lagopus leucura (white-tailed ptarmigan)
Lineage: Eukaryota; Metazoa; Chordata; Aves; Galliformes; Phasianidae
Gene: ATF3
Product: activating transcription factor 3
Exons: 4
Coding region: 63-608 (181 amino acids)
Biological process (GO): regulation of transcription by RNA polymerase II
Cellular component (GO): nucleus
Molecular function (GO): DNA-binding transcription factor activity, RNA polymerase II-specific; RNA polymerase II cis-regulatory region sequence-specific DNA binding
Source: RefSeq, a predicted model, not a curated record